Messenger RNA from Trichobilharzia szidati, 834 nucleotides. The record is from the annotation of a GenBank genome assembly. NCBI's taxonomy places the organism in Eukaryota, Metazoa, Platyhelminthes, Trematoda, Strigeidida, Schistosomatidae.
AUGGCUUUGGUGCCAUUAACUGUUUAUCUAACAAGUAUUGCUACAAUUAUUGUACAAAAACCAAUUCAAGAUUUCAUUAGUCGUGAAAUGAAUUCUGGUAUAGGUCUUAUUUUUGUCACAAUCUUUUGUAUACUAGUCAGUUAUCCUGGUAAUCCCCCGCUACUUCAUCGUAUUUAUAUUGCUGCUGGUAUUUUAGGCAUUGGUUGUACAACUAUUUUGAUUACAUCGCUAGCUAUGGUGUCAGAUUUAAUAGCUAAAAAUCAAAAACACGGUGCAUUCGUCUAUGGUUAUAUGUCAUUUACAGAUAAAUUAGCGAAUGGUAUUGUUAUACAAAUUAUUGAAUUAUUAUGGAAUGAAUGUUCAUCUGUGAAUUAUUAUCAAAAUGUUGAAUCAUAUGGUAUUGGAGCAUUUGUAUUAUGCCAGUUGAUUUUUCUAUGUAUUUAUAAAUGGCAAAAGACUAGAUAUGAUGCUAAUGUGAACAUUAUUCAUGAACAUGUAUAACUGGAUAAUAUUCUGCGUUUGUUUUUUGUUUUUUUCUAAACAUCUUUUUCUAUACACAUAUAUGUACCCAAACGCCCCUGAAAUACCCCGUUUGUAUUCCCAGAAUUUUUAAUCUUAUAGUUGUUUAAACUCUACCCUAAUAUCAGUUUCAUUGUCUAAUAUACGUUUUUUAAAGAAACGCCUCCCUGUUUUAUUUACAAUCACCCUUCUUUUCCACUCUCUGUAUUCCCAACACUCUCUAUAUCCUAUAAAGCAAUUACUAAAACUGUGUACGUCAUUAUACAUAGAUAUAUGUAAAUGCUCAACAGUCAAUUUUAAUUUUUGUUUUAUACG